AUGACGUCCCUCCCACUGUGUCUAGUGGACUGGCAUUACCAAGGCUACAAAAACUGGCCCCCAGUUUCCUGGACGUCUCAAAGGAAGAUGCUGCAAUUCUCAACAGGAGCUCUGCUUCUUCUCUUACCCUGGUUUGGUGGCCUGGUCCUUGGAGAGAUCAGUGACAACUUCUCCCAGUGCCUGAAAUUCUUCUAUAACAAAACUCCACCAAAGGGUAUCAAAGCAGCAGGAUACCAGCCAAUUUGCCAGCGCUACAAAAACCAGUACCACUUUGCCAGCCUUUAUCACCGUCAGCAUCGUGCACCAUUGUACUCUGCGUACAUACUCAGUCCUGCAGAUGGCAAACGGCCCAAAACCUCUUGGAUGUAUGAACCACAGCUGGUGUUUGAUAGAGCCAGCCCUGAUAUGCAGCCUUUCCCAGCCCCAAAACCAGUCUACAGGAGUGUGAUUGAGAGCCAGGCAGUGCUUCGGGACUACAAGAACUCCAGCUACACCAAGGGCCAUCUCAAUCCCAGCAUGCACCAGAAAACAAAAGAAGGCCGUGAAGCGACCUUCACCCUAACAAACAUUGUCCCUCAGCGCGCAGGCUCCAACAGAGACACCUGGAACCCACUGGAGAAGGAGGUGAUGGAGAGGUUCAAGGCUUUCUGCAACGGGCCAAUGUAUGUGAUCACCGGAGUCAUGCCUUAUAAGUCUGAAACCCGCUGGAUCAAUAACAGGGUGUCUGUUCCUGAGUACAUGUGGUCUGCCUACUGCUGUCCAUCCUACAAAUCCAACCUUCCGAAAUCUGUGAAGCCCUUUUUCCCCACAUAUGCUGCAGUGGGAAGAAAUGACCGCAACAGUGGAGAAGAGAUUGUCCAGGUAGAUCCAAAAGCAGACCCCAGCAUGAGAGGCUAUGAUGUGAGGCAGCUGUCCUUAGAGACCCUAGAGAGCAUUUUGAGAACAAGGCUGAGAAUGCCUGUCAGUCUUUUUAUAGGGCAGUGUAAGCAAGAAAGGGUGACAAGCUCUUGGUCUUUGUGGAAGUAACUUAACUUCCCUGCACACGGUUAAUCUAUCGUAGCCAGAAGUCGCCAAGUAUAACACAUCCCUCCUAGUCAGACUCAAAGUAUUACAGAGAUUCCCUCACAGUUUAAUGAGUGCAUAAAUGUUUAAUCAAAAUGUUGUUCUUUCUUGAUGGUUGGAAAUGAAUUUUUCAGAAUUUGAUCUCACAAAUUUUGUA
This is a messenger RNA of Micropterus dolomieu (smallmouth bass), 1219 nucleotides long. RefSeq names its product endonuclease domain-containing 1 protein-like. The transcript is spliced from 3 exons. Bases 1 to 1026 code for a protein of 341 amino acids. The record is from RefSeq and is a predicted model, not a curated record. NCBI's taxonomy places the organism in Eukaryota, Metazoa, Chordata, Actinopteri, Centrarchiformes, Centrarchidae. Gene Ontology annotation, molecular function: hydrolase activity; metal ion binding; nucleic acid binding.